Messenger RNA from Dioscorea cayenensis subsp. rotundata (Guinea yam), 1498 nucleotides. Its product is annotated as protein SIEVE ELEMENT OCCLUSION B-like. NCBI's taxonomy places the organism in Eukaryota, Viridiplantae, Streptophyta, Magnoliopsida, Dioscoreales, Dioscoreaceae. The coding region runs from base 93 to 1322 and encodes 409 amino acids. The record is from RefSeq and is a predicted model, not a curated record. The transcript is spliced from 3 exons. Gene Ontology annotation, biological process: phloem development.
UGUCCAGUUUAGCCCACAAACUUAACAACAUUCAUGGCCACUUGAUCAGGCAGCUCAACUUGUGCAAACAACAAAUUGGGGAGAAAAAGCAUAUGGAGGCUUACCAGACACUAGUGAGACUAUUUGAAACCAUUCAUCUUGACAACAUGAAGAUUCUCAGAGCACUCAUGUACUCCAAGGAUGACCUGCCUAUCAUCAACGGCACCACCAAGAGAAGAGUCAGCGUCGAAGUACUGAGGAGAAAGAUCGUCAUGCUCUUCAUCACCGAUCUCGAUAUUAGCCAUGAAGAGCUCUUCGUUUUGAUUCAAUUAUACAAUGACACACACCAAGGAAAAGUGGAGAGACACUAUGAGAUCGUAUGGCUUCCUGUCAGUGACCGUCAUGUUCCUUGGCUACAGUCAAGAGAAGAAAGCUUCAAUCGCUUGGCAUCAUCAAUGCCAUGGUACUCUUUGGUGCAUCCUUCAUUGUUGGACAAGGCGGUGGUGAAAUACAUAAGGGAUGUGUGGCAUUUUGACAAGAAGCCAUUGUUGGUGGUGUUGGAUCCACAGGGGAAAGAGGUGUGCCCCAAUGCACUUCACAUGAUGUGGAUUUGGGGUAGUCUAGCCUUCCCUUUCACUAGCAACAGGGAGGAGGCUCUAUGGAAGCAAGAGAUUUGGAGGCUUGAAUUAUUAGUUGAUGAGAUUGAUCCUGCCAUACUUCAAUGGGUGAGUGAAGGGAGGCAUAUAUGCCUCUACGGAGGAGAUAACAUAGAGUGGAUAAGAAGUUUCACCAGAACACUGAGACGCGUCGCUCAAGAUGCAAGGGUCCCAUUGGAGAUGGUCUACGUGGGAAGGAGUAACCCAAAAGAGAAGGUCAAGAGAGCAAUGUCAGUGAUUGCAGAAGAGAAACUGAGUGGGUAUUGGCCAGACGUGGCCAUGAUAUGGUUCUUUUGGGUGCGUCUAGAAAGCAUGUGGUACUCCAAGAUGCAACAUGACUGCACAGUUGAGGAUGAUCAUAUAAUGCAAGAAGUGAUGCAGAUACUGAGCUUCGAUGGCAGUGAGGAAGGCUGGGCGGUCAUUAGCCCGGGCUCGGUAGGGAUCCUAAAGUCACAGGGAAACAAGCUGUUGGAUUGUCUAAUGCAGUAUGAUGCUUGGAAAGACACUGUGGAGCUGGAAGGGUUCAUUCCGGCGCUGGGGAAAGCUCUGCUGCCAUAUCAGACUCAUGAGCACUGCACCAGACUUAUACUUCCCAGAGAGUCAGGCAAGAUUGGAGAGAAGAUUGUGUGCGCUGAAUGCAAGAAACCCAUGGAGAAGUAUGUUCUUUAUCGCUGCUGCACUGAUUGAAUGGUGCUCAUGGAUCAAUGGUGGUUUGUUCAUAUAUGUGAGAAGUAUGAGCUGUUCAUAUUAUAUAUAUAUAUAUGGCGAACUCUGGUUGUUAUAAAUAGUUGUUUUUCUGUUUAAUGGAUGAAUAUUUGAAGGAUUUGCCAUUUGGUUAUUUUGUUGGUGAAAAAGGAACUUCA